Molecule: messenger RNA, 3937 nt
Organism: Asparagus officinalis (garden asparagus)
Lineage: Eukaryota; Viridiplantae; Streptophyta; Magnoliopsida; Asparagales; Asparagaceae
Product: heat stress transcription factor A-2-like
Exons: 4
Coding region: 2524-3678 (384 amino acids)
Biological process (GO): regulation of transcription by RNA polymerase II; RNA modification
Cellular component (GO): nucleus
Molecular function (GO): RNA binding; zinc ion binding; protein binding
Source: RefSeq, a predicted model, not a curated record
AGACCGGGCUCCGAUCAGACCUCAAUGUGGGCAACUCCCUCAUCUACUUUUACUCUGUCUUCUCAAAAUCGGACCAUGCGCGCAAAGUGUUCGAUGAAAUGGUUGAUAGGGACGUUGUCUCCUGGACCAGCCUCGUCAAAGGCUACGCGAAUGGCGGGGAGCUGGGAGUUGCAAGACAACUGUUCGAUGAGAUGCCGUCUCGGAAUGCUGUCUCAUGGACGGUCAUGAUUGCGGGGUAUGUCAACCGUGAAAUGUAUGCGGAUGCAUUGCGAUUUUUCAACGGUAUGUUGACCGAAGCAAAGGAGGCGCCAAACGAAGCAAUACUCGCGUGUGUCUUAUCCGCUUGCGCUCAUCUUGGCGCGUUGGAGCAAGGGAAAUGGGUUCAUGCUUGCGUUGACAGGACCAAGCUGCUGCCAAAGAGCUCCAACCUCGCCACUGCUUUAAUCAACAUGUACUCGAAAUGUGGAAGAAUCGAAUCCGCCAAGCAAGUGUUUCAUAAUUCUUCCACACGGGAUGUGAUGACGUGGACGAGCAUGAUAUCUGGGCUUGCACUUCAUGGGCUUGGCAAUGAAGCAUUGCUCCUUUUUCAUCAAAUGGUAGAGGAAGGAAUUAGGCCCGAUAGCGUCACGAUCCUUGGCGUGCUCAAUGCAUGUAGCCACUCGGGGUUAGUGGAUGAGGGCCAUGCUCUAUUCUAUAAAAUGACUCGAAUGUGGAGACUGGAGCCUCAGAUCGAACAUUAUGGGUGCUUGAUUGAUCUCCUUGGCCGAGCAGGACAGCUGGAGAAAGCAGUGGCGAUAGUCAUCAAGAUGCCGAUUGAGCCUGAUAUAGUCAUAUGGAGGGCUUUGCUUAGUGCUUGUAGAACUCAUGGCAAUGUUCAGCUCAGUGAGCAUAUAAUAGAUCACAUUGCAAGGCUGGACCUCGGCAGUCAAGGUGGGGGCCAUGUACUCCUCUCAAAUCUGUAUGCAUCCGUUGGUCAAUGGGAUAAGGUCGCCAAAGUGAGGGGGAAAAUAGGGGAGGAGUGCAACGGGUCCAGCCCUGGAUGUAGUUGGAUAGAGGUUGAUGGGGUAGUUCAUGAAUUCUUGGCUGCCGAUAAACUACACCCACAAAUCGAUGAGAUAAGGGGUAAGCUGGCUGAGGUGUUGAGAGAGCUGAGUGUCAAGGGAGGAUACAUUGUGAAUACUAAGAAUGUGUUAUUUGAGUUGAGUGAUGAAGAUAGAGAGCAGGCGAUGUACUGGCACAGUGAGAAGUUGGCAGUUGCAUUCGGGCUGAUGAGCUUGGGAUCAGGGCGUAGCAUUAGAAUUGUGAAAAACUUGAGGAUAUGUGAAGAUUGUCACUCGGCAAUGAAAGCUAUUUCUCAUGUAUACAGGACGGAGAUUGUUGUCAGGGACCGGUCUCGAUUUCACACUUUCAGUGAGGGUAGUUGCUCAUGUAAUGACUACUGCCUGAGCCCCAAAUCCAUGUACCAUCCCAUACAUGAGAGAAGUUAUGCAGUGAUCUUGAUAAUUGGCCAUGGGAGCUGCGUAUUCCUAGAUCUAUGCGAGAUAUAAAGAUCUGAAGAUCACUGGUACAUUAAUCCAAGUUCCUUUGAUAAUAUUAGUCCUAGUUGAGGGUGACGUGGAGGAGGUCCAACCACCAUGCUUACUAGGCAUGAAAAUAUCUGGAGGAGGUCCGCAUCCAUGUACCAUCUCAUACGUUGUGAAUACUAGGAAUGUGUCAUUUGGGUUGAGCGAUGAAGAUAGAGGGCAGGCGAUGUACUGGCACAGUGAGACGUUGGCAGUUGCGUUCGGGCUGAUGAGCUUGGGAUCAGGGCGUCGCGUUAGAAUUGUGAAAAACUCGAGGAUAUGUGAAGAUUGUCACUCAGGCGUUGAAAGCUAUUUCUCAUGUAUACUGGACGGAGAUUGUUGUCAGGGACCGGUCUCGAUUUCACAGGCAGUUGCUCAUGUAAUGACUACUGUUUUUUAGCCCGAGCCCCAAAUCCGUGUACCAUCCCAUACAUAUGAGAGAAGCUAUGCGGUCAUGGGAGCUGUGUAAUCCAUGUUCCUUUGAUAACAUUGGUCGUCCUAGUUGGGAGUGACGUGGAGGAGGCCCAACCACCGUGCUGACUGGGCAUGGAAAUAUCUGGAAAAAUCACAAAACAAUAAAAGGUGUCAUCCAAUCUCCCAUCGCUUUUAGAUCACGGAUGGGCCCCAGCAGAUCCCCUCCCCCGCACAUAGAACUUUCUAGAAACAACCUAUCUAAUUGUUGGUUGCUGACGAAUGGGUCAGCAGCCCCCGAUGUAGAACUUUCUCAAAAAAAAAAAAAAAUCUUCCUCAAAAAAGGAAAAGCUCGCUCAGCUGUGACCCCAUUAAUCCCUAUCCAGAACUUUCGUCUGCUCCCCCUAUAAAUAGUGCAAGCUCCGGGUGCCAGCUCACACAGUUCACUCCGCCCCCAAGCAGAGAACGAGACCGACCAGAGAAAUAGACCCUUCGGUUAAAUUCAAGCCUUGCCCGUUCUUUUGAUUUGAACUUUAAAAGUUUAAAAAAAAUGGAGCAUUUGGUGGUGGUGAAGGAUGAAGUGGAGGAGGAGGAGGAGGAGGAGGUGGUGGAGAUUGUUGUGAGCCCAAGGCCCAUCGAAGGCCUGCAUGAGACGGGCCCUCCUCCGUUCUUGAGCAAGACAUUUGAGAUGGUGGAGGACCCAGAUACCGAUCCGGUGGUAUCUUGGAGCCGAGGGAGGAACAGCUUCAUCGUCUGGGAUUCUCACAAGUUUGCGAGCACUCUUCUCCCUAAAUACUUCAAGCACUGCAACUUCUCUAGCUUCAUUCGCCAGCUCAACACUUAUGGUUUCCGAAAGGUUGAUCCAGAUCGAUGGGAGUUUGCGAACCAGAGGUUUUUAGGAGGUCAGAAACAUCUCCUGAAGGGCAUCAAGAGGCGCCGGAAUAUCCAUCAUUCUUCUCAUCAUCCUCAUCACCAGCAGCAAGGAGCCCAUAUCCAACCUGCGCAAACAAGCGAGGCCUGUAUCGAAUUGGGAGAGUUUGGGCUCGAAACAGAAGCAGAACGCCUGAAGAGAGACCGCAACAUUCUGAUCAUGGAGAUCGCCAAGCUCAGGCAACAGCAGCAGAACUCUCGUGCUCAGGUCACCGAAAUGGAGCAACGCGUAGAAUGCACAGAGAGGAAGCAGAAGCAGACGAUGGUCUUCUUGGCCAAAGCUCUCAAGAAUCCUGGCCUUGUUCACCAGCUGUCGCUUCUCAGCAAACAGAAACAACAGCUGCUGGGAAAAGCUGCUAAGAAGAGGAGAUUGCCGCCAAACACGGGCUUUGAACACGUGCAAGAUGGUGAAGAGGUCGGAGGUGAAUUGGAGAUCGAGAACAUGAUAUCUGAGCUGGUGGGCUGCGGAGAAAGCAGUUCGAGCAGAGCGAAAAGGGAAGAGAAGGUGCUGUUGGAAUCGAGCAAUCAGAAUGCGGAUGGCAUUAGUGGAGCAAUGUGGGACGAGUUACUGAAUGAAGCUCUGCUGCCAGAAACUGGAACUGAGGUGGAGGAAUUGGUUAGGGAUACAAUUGGAGUUGUGGUGAAGGAGGGCGAUGACUAUGAGGUGGAUAUUGGCGUUGAGGUGGAGGAUUUAGUUAGCGAUACAAUUGGAUGGGGAGGUGAUAUACAAAACUUUGUGGAUGAUAUGGGAUUUCUCGAUCCUUCGCAACCUUAGAUCAAAAGAUAGAAGUGUAGUAAUGCACCAGUUAUUCUAUUUCUCUAUUUAGUUUUCGGUAUGCAAUUGUUUCUCUUGGCUACUGUUGUUAUACUUUGUUAGUAGUACUGCUGCUCCAAUUGGGUGCAAGAUUGUAACAAAAUUGGCAGGAAAAAUGCCUGAGGAAGGAUGUCAAGGUCUCUAGCUCAUUGUUUUGCAAGGUAAUGUGGUGUAUGUCUUUAAGUUGUUUUGCGUAUAAUACUUACGUUCCACGCUAUGU